Paramecium octaurelia is the source of this 2116-nucleotide messenger RNA. The record is from the annotation of a GenBank genome assembly. Lineage: Eukaryota; Ciliophora; Oligohymenophorea; Peniculida; Parameciidae.
AUGUAAAUCGAUUACGCAUUUUUGGAAAGUUUAAAGAAAGGGCUUUAAGUUGAUUUUGAGAAGAAUCGCUAUGUGAGAGAUCAAUCAAUCCCUCAUGCUCCUUGCAAGAAUCUCUGCUUAAAUAAAUAGGUAAAUGAUAUAUGAGAGAGUAGGAAUAAAAAUUGGCAUUGAAAAAUGCAUUGAGAUACUUUGAACCAAAUCUUCAUGAGAAAUUAGCACCUGAGUUUUUGUAUGAAUUAUAAACAUAUGGACAUAUAUACAUGUAUAGAUUGAUUCCCGAUUACGAGAUGAAAGCCUAUCCAUAUGAUAAGUAUGAAUCUAGGUAAUUCUUAGAUAUCCCUGCAAGUGCAAAUAGGCUUAAGUUAUCAUGCAUAUGAUAAUGAAUAAUCUCAAUCAUGAAGUAGCAUAGUUUCCACAUGAAUUAAUCACUUAUGGUGGUAAUGGUAGCGUGUUUUAAAAUUGGGCAUAGUAUCACUUAACAAUGAAAUACCUAAGUGAAAUGACUGAUCAUCAAACUUUAGUAAUGAAUAGUGGUCAUCCACAAGGACUGUUUCCAAGUCAUCCUGAUGCUCCAAGAAUUGUUUUGAGUAAUGGUAUGAUGAUUCCUAAUUAUUCUACCCAAUCACAUUAUGAGAAACAUUAUGCUUUGGGAAAUACGAUGUAUGGUUAAAUGACUGCUGGAAGUUAUUGUUAUAUAGGAAGUUAAGGUAUUGUGCAUGGAACCACUUUGACAUUAUUGAAUGCAGCAAGGAAGUAUCUAAAGACUGAUUCAUUAAAUGGUGUAGUCUUUGUUUCAUCUGGAUUGGGUGGAAUGAGUGGAGCAUAACCUAAGGCUGGUGAUAUCUUGGGAUGUAUUUCAGUCAUUGCAGAAGUUUCAGAAAAGGCCUUGGACAAGAGAUUGAAGUAAGGUUGGGUAAAGAAGAAGAUUACUGAUGUUGAACAAGUUGUUGCAGAAAUUAAAUAAGCUAAACAAGAGAAAAGAGCAGAAUCUAUCGGAUAUCUAGGCAACAUCGUUUUAUUAUGGGAAAGAUUGGCUUAAGAGGAAAUCAAUUUAGUUGAUUUGGGAUCUGAUCAAACAUCUUUGCACAAUCCAUUUAAUGGGGGAUAUUACCCUGUUCAGUUAUCAUUUGAAUAGGCAAAUUAAAUGAUGGUCAAGGAUCCAGAAUAAUUUAAGAAAUUGGUGUAUGAAUCACUUAUCAGAUAAGUAGAUGCAAUUAAUAAAUUGACAUAAAAAGGUAUGCAUUUCUGGGAUUAUGGAAAUCGUUUUCUAUUAGAGAGUAGAAGAGCUGGUGCUAAUGUCAAUUCAGAGCAUGAUGAAUAACUAUUUCGCUAUCCCAGUUAUUUCUAGGAUAUUAUGGGAGAUAUAUUCAGUCUUGGUUUUGGUCCUUUCAGAUGGAUAUGCACAAGUGGUUUACCUGAAGAUUUGAAAUUGACAGAUAAGAUUGCUGAACAAGUACUAAUGGAUUUGAUCACUAAAUCUCCAAAGAUUGUAGCUGAUCAAUUAACUGAUAAUUUGGAUUGGAUUAGAAAGGCUGAAGAAAAUAAAUUAGUUAUUGGAUCAUAGGCGAGAAUAUUAUAUGCUGAUACUUAGGCAAGAACUGAAAUUGCACUAAGAUUCAAUGAAGCUGUAAAAAAGGGAGAAAUAUUGGGACCAAUUGUUUUAUCAAGAGAUCACCAUGAUGUUUCUGGAACAGACAGUCCAUUUAGAGAAACUGCUGACAUUUAUGAUGGAUCUUAAUUUACAGCAGAUAUGGCAGUACAGAAUGUGAUUGGUGAUUCAUUUAGAGGAGCAACUUGGGUAGCAUUACAUAAUGGUGGUGGAGUAGGUUGGGGAGAAGUCAUCAAUGGUGGAUUUGGAUUAGUAUUAGAUGGUUCAGGUAAUUUAAUGUAUUGAAUGUUUUAGAUGAUGCAUCAAGAAGGGCAAAGAUGAUGUUGUAAUGGGAUGUCAAUAAUGGGGUUGCCAGACGAUCUUGGUGUGGUAACCAGAAUGCUUAAUUCAAUAUAAAGAGAUAAAUGGAAAUGGAACCACUAUUAAAUGUUACAAUUCCUUAUUAGAGUGAUAUAGUUGAUAAAUUAGAGUUUUGAUGCAUUUGAAGUGUGAUAAGAAUUAAAAAAU